This is a messenger RNA of Lottia gigantea (owl limpet), 1662 nucleotides long. RefSeq lists its product as hypothetical. Bases 1 to 1662 code for a protein of 553 amino acids. The transcript is spliced from 3 exons. The record is from RefSeq and is a predicted model, not a curated record. NCBI's taxonomy places the organism in Eukaryota, Metazoa, Mollusca, Gastropoda, Lottiidae.
AUGAAGGAUAACAUUGAAGAUGAUGAUUGUAAGAAGGAUAACAUUGAUGAUGAUGUUUGUAAGAAGGAUAACAUUGGAGAUGAUGAUUGUAAGAAAGAUAACAUUGAUGAUGAUGUUUGUAAGAAGGAUAACAUUGGAGAUGAUGAUUGUAAGAAGGAUAACAUUGAUGAUGAUGUUUGUAAGAAGGAUAACAUUGGAGAUGAUGAUUGUAAGAAAGAUAACAUUGAUGAUGAUGUUUGUAAGAAGGAUAACAUUGAAGAUGAUGUUUGUAAGAAGGAUAAUAUUGAAGAUGAUGUUUGUAAGAAGGAUAAUAUUGAAGAUGAUGUUUGUAAGAAGGAUAAUAUUGAAGAUGAUGAUUGUAUGAAGGAUAACAUUGAAGAUGAUGAUUGUAUAAAGGAUAACAUUGAAGAUGAUGAUUGUAUGAAGGAUAACAUUGAAGAUGAUUGUAAGAAGGAUAACAUUAAAGAUGAUGAUUGUAUGAAGGAUAACAUUAAAGAUGAUGAUUGUAAGAAGGAUAACAUUGAAGAUGAUGAUUGUAUAAAGGAUAACAUUGAAGAUGAUUGUAAGAAGGAUAACAUUGAAGAUGAUGAUUGUAAGAAGGAUAACAUUAAAGAUGAUGAUUGGAUGAAGGAUAACAUUGAAGAUGAUGAUUGUAUAAAGGAUAACAUUGAAGAUGAUGAUUGUAAGAAGGAUAACAUUAAAGAUGAUGAUUGGAUGAAGGAUAACAUUGAAGAUGAUGAUUGUAAGAAGGAUAACAUUGAUGAUGAUGUUUGUAAGAAGGAUAACAUUGGAGAUGAUGAUUGUAAGAAAGAUAACAUUGAUGAUGAUGUUUGUAAGAAGGAUAACAUUGGAGAUGAUGAUUGUAAGAAGGAUAACAUUGAAGAUGAUGAUUGUAUGAAGGAUAACAUUAAAGAUGAUGAUUGUAUGAAGGAUAAAAUCGAAGAUGAUGAUUGUAAGAAGGAUAACAUUAAAGAUGAUGAUUGUAUAAAGGAUAACAUUGAAGAUGAUUGUAAGAAGGAUAACAUUAAAGAUGAUGAUUGUAAGAAGGAUAACAUUGAUGAUGAUGAUUGUAAGAAGGAUAACACUAAAGAUGAUGAUUGUAAGAAGGACAACAUUAAAGAUGAUGAUUGUAAGAAGGAUAACAUUAAAGAUGAUGAUUGUAAGAAGGAUAACAUUGAUGAUGAUGAUUGUAAGAAGGAUAACAUUAAAGAUGAUGAUUGUAAGAAGGAUAACAUUAAAGAUGAUGUUUGUAAGAAGGAUAACAUUAAAGAAGAUGAUUGUAUGAAGGAUAAAAUCGAAGAUGAUGUUUGUAAGAAGGAUAACAUUGAAGAUGAUGAAUGUGUUUUAGAAAAUGAAAUUCAGGAAAUGAAUAAAGAAAGUUCUGAUAUGGAUAUGGAGAUUGAUCAAUCUGAUGAAGAUGUGGAAGUAACAAGUACAUCAUCAGUAAAAGUUAACUUGAAGAAAAAAAAGAAAAAACCGUGGACAGAAGAACAGAAUCUUGUGCUAAAGGAGAAUUUUUCUUCUUAUCUUAAACAUGAAAACAUUGCAGUACGUAAUGAGGACAUCAGAAAUAUGUUAGCCAAAUUUAAGUGUUUGAAUGGACGCACACUUCCGCAGAUCAGAUCCAAAUUAAAUAAUAUGAAACUCGGCAAAUGUAAAUGA